Molecule: messenger RNA, 5540 nt
Organism: Numida meleagris (helmeted guineafowl)
Lineage: Eukaryota; Metazoa; Chordata; Aves; Galliformes; Numididae
Gene: PSD
Product: pleckstrin and Sec7 domain containing
Exons: 16
Coding region: 935-4252 (1105 amino acids)
Biological process (GO): regulation of ARF protein signal transduction
Molecular function (GO): protein binding; guanyl-nucleotide exchange factor activity; phospholipid binding
Source: RefSeq, a predicted model, not a curated record
CCCCGCCCUGCCCUGUUCCCGCUGAGCAGCGGGUCCGUGCCGCCGGCGGCCCCCCGGCAUCCGCGAAGAGGGGCCCGGGCCCCUCUCGGUGCCGUUGCCAUAACGACUCUAGCAGGAGCCGGAGUGGCUAUUCCCUUGCGGUCCCAAAUUCUCCAGGAAGGAAGAUCUUGCCUUCCCUCCGUGGCCCGCUAAUUGCUUGCCAAGGAGGGUAGCUGGGGAAAGGUCUUCCUGCCUCAAUGCUGGCCCUAUGGGAAUAGACGGCACCGCUCUCACUGCAGGCGUGGGAUUGCUGCACCCAGGAGGUCUCAUACGCCCACAGCUCUCAGCUCCCCACUGGCAUCUGGCAGCGAGCCCGUUGCUCUGCCUUGCAGGCAAUGCCUGUGUCUCCAUUACCGCCAGCCUGUGCAGCCAGCUUGGUGCCAGCAGCCCUGGCCGGGAGCCCUGGGUCAUGCCUAGCUCUCACCGAUCUGUGCUGUGCUUGUAGUCCUUCCCAAGCAGCACGUGUGUGGGGCUGGCAAGAGGGGCCACGCUGCUCCUGCAUCAACUUUUGCCAGUGUUUUUCACUCCUUGCCAUCUGGGUUGGCUGAGUCACUUCCCAGGAGCCUGCUGGUGGCAGGGUUCAGUACCACUGGGUGUAUGGGUGCCCUCAGGGCUCAUGUCCCAGGGCAGUUAGUGGGCAUGUUCAUCUGCAUCUUCUGCCCAUGGCACGUGGUAUGAAGAUACUGGGAGCUAUGGACAGCUGUGAAGUGCUCAGACUGUUCUGUUUCCUGUACAGAGGCUGUCUGCAGAUGCUCCUGUGCUGUAAGGGGAUAUGCUGAGGCACACCAUCAGGAUGUCCACCAGUGCUUCCAGCCUAGGCCUACAGCAAUGGGCUGCCUGAGGAUGCCUCGCCCUGCCCAGCUCCAGCCCUGACACCUGUGCUCACCCUGUCAGCAUGGCGCAGGCAGGGGGCCUCGUCCGCCUGCCCCCAGCCGAGGGCUGCACCGCCUCACCCCCGCCUUUCUCCCACCAUGGGGACCGCAGGCCCUGGCCGCCCAUCGCCUCCAGCCCUGAGCCAGGCCGGCACAGCCCCCCACGCUGCCUCACUCCCAACCUCAAUGCUGGUCGCUUACACCUCCUGCGCAAGGGCCUGGCCCUCGAGACCCGCCGCUGCCCCCCUGGCCUCUACAACAGCACCGGCUCCCUGGCUCGCAAGCCGACAGAGAUGGGGCCUUUUGGCAAUGGGGGCUGCCCGGGUGGGGGGCGGCUGACAGCCCCCUGCACCCCGCGGAGGGGCCAUCCUGCCCCAGGGCUCACCUCGCCCGGCAGCCGCAGCCCACUGGUGGCCCCGGAGGGACGCAGCUCCGUCGUCACCUUCCGCUUCAUCGAGAAGGCCAGCGUGCGGCCCCUCAGCGGACCCCAGGAGAAUGGCCCCACGGAGCCCAGCGGGGGCUGGCGUGUGCCCCCUGGGCAGCCCCAGCCCCAGGAGCAGCUGCUCCGCAGACUGAAGCUGGAGGCCUCCGCAUCUGACCCGCUCCUGGCCGGCUGCAGGUCCCCAGGGCAGACUCGUCCCCACGCAGGCGGAAGGGAUGCCCAUUCCCUCACCACCAGCUGCCUCUUCAGCUCCCUUGCCAACGGGCUGCAGGCCCCACAGGGGGACGUCCUCGCCAGCCCCUGGCCCCAGGUAGGUUCCCGUGGCCCCACACCGUGCUGCAUCCAGCCCAGCCCACUGACCACCGUGUCCCUGCAGGGCAGCGCCUGGCCAUGCCCCCGACAGAGCUCAGCCCAUGCCCAGCGCAUCGCUCGUGCCAAGUGGGAGUUCUUCUACGGCUCACUGGGUGCCCCCAAAAUGGGCUCCUCGGCCCCCAUCACUGAGCCCCCGCUGCAGCCCAGCCACCCGCUGCCUGCGGAGCCGCCCAUCUUGGCUCCCAAGCACGGCCUGAGCCACGUGGAGGUGGAGAUCGAGGUGUCCCCAGCAGGCGGCAGGGAGCAGGGCUCCUGUGAGACGGGCAUAAUCAGGAGGGCUGUGAAGUACUCUGAGACAGACCUGGACACCGUGCCACUGCGCUGCUACCGCGAAACCAACAUUGACGACAUCCUGGCUGAGAGGGAUGAGGUGGAUUCUGCUAUUGAGAGCCAGAAGGACAGCGAGAGCAACCCCAGCUUUGCGGGGACUCCGGGCAGGAGGGACAGCAUGCCCGAGGGGAACCCUGAGCACAGCGUCCAGAGCACGAAGGAUGUGCUGCGCGACGGAGAUGCAGAUGAGGAUGAUGAAGUGUUUGAGGCCACGAGGAAGGAGAGCAGGGAAAGGAUCAUGGAUCGAGACAUACAGGGUAUGCUCAAGUCUCCAGUGCCCUUCCUGCUAGGGCACAGCCUCUCCAAGGAUGGCAUGGACUCUUUCAGCAAGCAUUUUGAGAGCAUCAUGGAGUCCCAUCGAGCCAAAGGCACAUCUUACACCAGCCUGGACUCCAUUGACAUCCUCUCCUCCCCAGCCCGCACCCAUGGGACCUUUUUCACUUUUGAUCUCCCAACCCUCACCCCAGAAGUACAGGGACAGAUCCGAGAUAGUGCAAAGCUGAUCGAGGAGAACUUUGCUCCUCUGGCUCACUUGGAGCCGGACUCUGGGACCAGUUCAGCCACAGAUGCCCCCUGGACUGAAAGGGAGGAGGAGAGAAGGAGGCAAAGGAAAGGUGCUCGGCACAGCCCUUGCUGCUCAGAGGACAGCUUUGGUACUCCCUUGGCCUCCAACCUGAGCGAGCACCCCCUGAGCCAGCUGGUUUCUGACUCAGACUCGGAGAUGGACAGCAUGGAGCAGCUGGCCCUGGGCAGCACCGACACGCUCUCCAAUGGGCACAAGGCUGACCUAGAGGCUGCCAAGCGCCUGGCCAAGCGGCUCUACAACCUGGAUGGCUUUAAAAAAGCAGAUGUGGCCCGCCACUUGGGGAAGAACAACGAGUUCAGCAAGAUGGUGGCAGGGGAAUAUCUGAAGUUCUUCGUGUUCACAGGGAUGAGCCUGGACCAGGCCCUCAGGUCCUUCCUAAAGGAGCUGGCCCUGAUGGGAGAGACACAAGAGCGAGAGCGAGUGCUGGCUCAUUUUUCCCAGCGCUAUUACGAGUGCAAUCCCAAUGCCAUCUCCUCUGAGGACGGAGCCCACACCCUGACCUGUGCCCUGAUGUUGCUGAACACAGAUCUGCAUGGACAUAACAUCGGGAAGAGAAUGUCCUGCUCUGACUUCAUUGGCAACUUGGAGGGGCUCAACGGAGGCACCGAUUUCCCCAAGGAGCUGCUCAAGGCGCUGUACGGCUCCAUCAAGAACGAGAAGCUGCAGUGGGCCAUAGACGAAGAGGAGCUGAGGAAGUCCCUUUCGGAGCUGGCUGACCCCAAACCUAAGUCCAUCAAACGCAUCAGCAGCUGCAGUAACCCUUUCCUGGACUUCUCCCAGGACUCCAGCAUCGCCACCUACAAGCACGGACUGUUAGUGCGCAAGAUCCACGCUGAUCCCGACUGCAAGAAGACCCCCCGAGGGAAGCGCGGCUGGAAGCCCUUCCACGCCAUCCUGAAGGGGAUGAUUCUCUACCUGCAGAAGGAGGAGUACAAGCCAGGGAAGGCGCUGGCAGAAGAGGAGCUGAAGAACGCCAUUAGCAUCCACCACUCGCUCGCCACGCGGGCGUCAGACUACAGCAAGAGGCCCAACGUCUUCUACCUCAGGACAGCUGACUGGAGGGUCUUCCUCUUCCAAGCACAGAACUCUGAGCAGAUGCACUCGUGGAUCACGCGCAUCAACGUGGUGGCAGCCAUGUUCUCUGCACCUCCCUUCCCCGCCGCCAUCGGAUCCCAGAAGAAGUUCAGCCGCCCGCUGCUCCCUAGCUCCUGCACCCGGCUGUCCCAGGACGAGCAAGUGAAGAGCCAUGAGACCAAGUUCAAGACGAUGUCAGCGGAGCUGCUGGAGCACCGCUCCUCGCUGCCAGAUAAGAAGGUGAAGGGCAAGGAGUAUGAGGAGCUGAAGCAGAAGGAGGAGUACCUGGAGUUUGAGAAAUCCCGCUACGGCACCUACGCCAUGCUGCUGCGGGCCAAGCUGAAGGCCGGCUCUGAGGACCUGGCGGCGUUUGAGUCCACGCUCUUUGACGCAGCGGGCGGUGAGGACGACGGCCUGAAAAAAUCCCGCUCCAGCCCCUCGCUGAACGCCGAGCCCUCCAGCACAGGCACCAAGGUGAAGCGCAACGUCUCGGAGCGUGCCAGCCGCCAGCCCCCCGGCCAGCCCCAGAAAUCGUAAGCCAGGGGCGUCAGCCGCCCGCGCUGCAGCUCCACUCCUGCCCAGGGCGCUGGGUGGGUGCCACAUACCCGCUGCGACCCUGCAUGAGUCCAUCCUCCGGGGGCAGACGCCGCGGUGGGGACAGCCAUACCCAGCCACCAGCAGCAGUCCAACGGCCCCUUGGCCGGAGAUAGACGCAGGGCAGGACCAAGGGGCUGCGGGCGGGAGCUGCCCCACAGACUCAUCCCUGCUCCCCUUGCUCUGCGCUUGGCUGCAGGCUCCCCUCCAGCUCCCCACCCUAGGAAGGGGCAGGGACCAACACCCCCUGACUGGGCUACUUUCCUUGGUGUAGAACUGCAGCGCAGCCAGCGGCUGCUUUCCUCCAGCUCCAUUAUGCCGUGUGGGAUGGAGCCAUCCCUGGCCCCAACCCCAAGGGCUGGGAGGACCCAAGGCUCCCUCCCCACCGCCCCCACGCCUCUUGCUUUCUUACAACUUUUGGACGGUUUUUGUGAUACAGUUUUGCACUUUUUAGUACCAGAUUGAGCUGACCACCAGGGAGUUUUUUGGGGGCUAAUUUUGAUGCUUUUUGGGAACUAUUUAAAAAAAAAGCAACAAACAGAACAACAAUGCACCAAACUCAGCCAUGUCCUGUAGACUGUGCACUUCUGGGGGGGGGGGGGGGGAUGUUUUUACAUGAACUCGAGGGAGGACACAAACUCCCCCCCGGGCAGUGAGCUGAGCAUCACUGCUGUGCUGUGAGCCCCCACCCUGCACCAGCAGCCCUCCUGCAGAGCCCUGCGGCUGAGCAGCACUGCCUGCGUGCUGGCUCUUUGCUGGAUGUGGCCCUUGGCCAUACCUGCGUGCGCACUGGGCAGCGGUGGGUAUGGGGUGGCAGGUGGAGGGGAGGGGCGGCUUUCCAUCCAGUGCCAUUUCUCCAAAGCAUUGUGAGAGCCUUGGAGGAUGCAAAGCUGAGUGCUGGUCCAACAAGAGGAGAAGGAGCAGAGGCUGGAGCCUGGUCCUUGGCUGCAGGCUCUCUCUGUUCCCAGGCAUACCCACAGGGUGAGCGUGGCCAGAGGACACUUGGAGCAAACACUGGUGCUCACAUGGCCACAGGAGCGCUGGGGGUGCGUGGAGAUGGGGCGGGCACUGAGAAGGGCUGGGGGAUGCUGCUGUUCCUGGUGUGUGGGACCUCGCCAGUUUCAGCACUUUGCGAAUGUGUCAAACUUUUUAUUCUGCUCUUUUGAGUCUAUUGCAAAAAAAAAAAAAAAAAAAGGAAAAAAAAAGAAAAAUUUCCACCCUUGCCCCAGGU